AUGGCCUGCAAAGGACAUGAGACUGUGCCCGGGGACGAUGUCUAUGGCCCCGGGACUUACAUCGACAAAGACGUUCUUCCAGCCCCCGAGGACACAAGACGGAUUUUUGAAGUGCUAGCAUCAAGGACCCCAGGGUUCACCAAAGACUCUGGUCUAUGGGAUACCGUCAAAUUCGAAGGGCGACCGGAUCCCAUGGUCCCCGGCCCCAUGAAAGCUCCUCUCGUAUCUGCUGCUUUGCAUGCGAUGUGCGGCUUGGUCGGAAACGAGUUGCUUGAAAUUCGUGAUGGAAAGCCGGCGAAGCAAAGCAGUGUGACAGUCAAUACAGAUCACGCUGGUAUUUGGCUAGGGUCGACCUUUACCACGUACGUUGAAGGCUCGGAUCUUUCCACUCUUGCCCGAAGUCGCUCCCUGUCAAAGAUUUUCGCGAGAGACUUCGAACAAGGAUUUGGCGUUGGUCCACUGGCUGGAAGAGCGACAGCGCUUUACCCUACUAAUGAUUCGCGGGUAUGGUAUCAGCUUCAUGGGUCCCUCGAUGCGAGCAAGACCCUCAAGUCGAUGGCCAUUGACAUGGAAACUCCGCUGCAGUCCUUAGCAGAAGGGUACAACUAUAUCAAGGAACAUGUUCAGAAAUGGAGCGCAGAUGAGUUGGAGAUGCAUAACGUGAGGCAUGGAUUGUGCGGGAGUAUCUGUUAUUCGCCCGAGGGAUGGAGAGCGACUGAGAUGGGCAAGCGUCUGGCUGCCCAUCCCUUGGUGAAUUAUAAUCAUGAGUCUUAUGCCCGUCCAACGCCUGCUAUUCCUCUCACUCAAGGUCCUGAUCGCCGCCCCUUGGCUGGAAUCAAAGUUGUCGAGAUGGUGCGCAUCAUCGCGGGUCCGACUAUUGGUGUGACUCUUGCCUCUUUUGGUGCCGAUGUGAUUCGCGUCAACUGUAGCAAGCUGGUGGACUUGAAUGUGCUCCAAUUGACUCUAAACGCGGGGAAACGCACGGUCGACCUUGAUAUCAGCAAAGAGAACGAUAUGAGCGUCCUCAAUGAACUUUUGAAUGGCGCAGAUGUCUUCAUUCAAGGAUUCCGCUACGGUUCUCUCGAGAGGAAGGGUCUUGGACUGCAAAGCUUGCUCGAAAUGGCUGCGAAGCGCAACAAGGGUAUCAUCUAUGUAGAUGAGAACUGUUAUGGAGCCGACGGACCGUUUGCGGAGAGACCCGGCUGGCAGCAAAUUGGAGAUGCUGCUUCUGGGGCAUCGUAUGUGAUGGGUAAAUUUUGGGGAUACGAUGAGGGGACCGGCGUUCUCCCACCUCUCCCAAUCUCAGAUAUGAUGACCGGCGUCGUCGGUGCCCUGGCAACGAUGCUGGCUAUUAGAGACCGCUCGCUGAAUGGCGGGUCUUACCAUGUUGUCAGCUCCCUGGUUGCUGGCGAUACGAUUUUGCUUGACCCGGAAGUUGGACUUUAUCCAAUGAAUGUGGCGCAGAGUACCCUUGACCAGUUCAAGUUUGAGCGCUCAUCCCCGGAUCAGUUUGUGUCCGAAAUUUUGCUGCAGGUAGUCGAUGGUUGGAAACGGGUGUUUCCGGAGUACUUGGCCAGGGACUCCCCCUUCAUGACUAGCUUCACGGAUACACCAUGGGGACAAAUGGAUCUACUCAAACCCGUUGCACAGUUGGCCGAUGAGGAGGCGACCCCUCGAUGGAGGACCGGACCGGUUCCUAUAUGCCAGAACAGCACUAUUAGCUGGGCAUAA
Molecule: messenger RNA, 1731 nt
Organism: Penicillium cataractarum
Lineage: Eukaryota; Fungi; Ascomycota; Eurotiomycetes; Eurotiales; Aspergillaceae
Exons: 2
Coding region: 1-1731 (576 amino acids)
Molecular function (GO): catalytic activity
Source: RefSeq, a predicted model, not a curated record